This is a messenger RNA of Sungouiella intermedia, 915 nucleotides long. The record is from the annotation of a GenBank genome assembly. NCBI's taxonomy places the organism in Eukaryota, Fungi, Ascomycota, Pichiomycetes, Serinales, Metschnikowiaceae.
AUGAAGUUAGCUAUCCUCUCUAUGAUUGCCACCACCCUCGCUGCUCAGGGUUUCAACAUCAUCACCAUCAGAUCUGGUUCUCAGUACCAGUACCAGGGCCUUAUUCUGAACAACGACAAUGUCGUUGUUGGAAGCAAAGGUGACACUGUCGACUUUGUGUUGAACGAUGAUGGUACUUUGGGUGACACUGCAUCCAAGAAGUGGUUGACUGUCAAAGACAGCAACUUUGUUCUUUCCGAUAAGUCCCAAGACGGUUUUGCUAUUAACAACGGCCAAUUGGUAUACCAGUCCAAGGCAAACUUUGGUGUUUGCCCAAGUGACAACCACAUCGAGUACGGUGGAUCCUGUGAGGGCGGCUUGGGUCUUGUGUUGAAGGUUGUCGGCCAAAAGACCGUCGAUACUUUCACGACUGGCAGCUCUGACACCAGCACGACCACAAGCAAGUCCACCAGCAAGCCCACUAGCACAUGCACCGAUGACAAUAACUCCGGCAGUGGUCCAACUGAGGCUCCAUCUGACGUUGUCCCAGGCAAGAAGUUUACGCUUGUUGCCAUCCACUCUGGAUCUCAGUUCCAGUACACUCCAAUCAAGAAGGUUGACUCACACCCACACGUAUUCUCCGUGGGAGGCGAUGAAGGUUCCAACCUCGAGGUGUCUUUCCAGGAUGACAAGACUUCUUUGGUUGACUCUUCUGGAAGAGGUAUCAACUUGGACUCCCAAACCGGUGAGUUGGGCAAUGUGGCUCCAUUUGGCCGUGCUCCAGCCACUCCUGGCUUCAGUAUCGUAGAUGGUGAUUUGGCUUACAAUGGUGGCCAGGGUUGGAGCGCAUGUCCAUCUGGUGAGAACAAGUACUCUUUGGCAUUGAGUGAAUGUACUGGAGGUACCGGUAUUGCCUUGAAGGUCAUUUACAUUUAA